Messenger RNA from Arachis duranensis, 1404 nucleotides. Its product is annotated as bifunctional dTDP-4-dehydrorhamnose 3,5-epimerase/dTDP-4-dehydrorhamnose reductase. The record is from RefSeq and is a predicted model, not a curated record. The coding region runs from base 139 to 1041 and encodes 300 amino acids. The transcript is spliced from 2 exons. Gene Ontology annotation, cellular component: methionine adenosyltransferase complex. Gene Ontology annotation, molecular function: methionine adenosyltransferase regulator activity. Lineage: Eukaryota; Viridiplantae; Streptophyta; Magnoliopsida; Fabales; Fabaceae. Gene Ontology annotation, biological process: S-adenosylmethionine biosynthetic process.
AACCUAGCACCCGAAAAUCCCAUUCUUGUAAGUUUCACAACAGAAAAAUCUCAAAAGCGGAAAUACACAACAAACGCAGAAGUCAAAAACAACAGAAAAACUCAGAGAUUCAUCACAAGUAGCGCUUCAGCUUCAUACAUGGGCUUUCCAACCAACGGCGCCGGAGCUAACAAGCCCCUCAAGUUCCUCCUGUACGGUAAAACGGGCUGGAUAGGGGGCCUGCUGGGGGACCUCUGCCGGGCCCAGGGGAUAGACUUCUCCUACGGGUCGGGACGACUGGAAAACAGGGCUUCCCUUGAGGCGGACAUAGCGGCGGCGAAGCCCACGCACGUGUUGAACGCGGCGGGUGUGACGGGACGGCCCAACGUGGACUGGUGUGAAUCACACAAGGUGGAGACUAUACGGGCCAACGUGGUCGGAACCCUGACGCUUGCUGACGUGUGCCGCGAGAAUGGUUUGUUGUUGGUUAAUUUUGCCACGGGAUGCAUCUUUGAAUAUGAUAAGGAUCAUCCUCUUGGAUCUGGUAUUGGAUUCAAGGAAGAGGAUACUCCUAAUUUCAUUGGAUCCUUCUACUCCAAGACCAAGGCCAUGGUAGAAGAUCUGCUGAGAAACUAUGAUAAUGUAUGUACCUUGCGAGUUAGGAUGCCUAUCUCCUCUGAUUUAUCAAACCCACGGAACUUCAUCACGAAGAUAACUCGGUAUGACAAGGUUGUGGACAUUCCGAAUUCGAUGACCAUACUGGACGAACUACUCCCCAUCUCCAUAGAGAUGGCAAAGAGGAACCUCACCGGAAUAUGGAACUUCACAAACCCGGGUGUGGUGAGCCACAACGAAGUCCUACAGAUGUACAAAGACUACAUUGACCCCAACUUCUCAUGGAAGAACUUCGACCUCGAGGAACAGGCCAAGGUCAUCGUUGCACCUAGAAGCAACAAUGAGCUUGAUACAACUAAGUUGAAGAAUAUGUUCCCGGAACUCUUGUCUAUUAAGGAGUCCCUUGUCAAGUAUGUCUUCCAGCCAAAUCGAAAGGUCAAUGCUUGAUUAAGCAUGCAUCAAUAGGUAUGAACAUGAGUUGACAUUUCAUUUUGGUAAGCAAAUGCAGGAAAAUAAGAGAACCAAAGUAACUCUGAGAAAAGGGUUCCCAUUUUUUGGCAUUAGUAUUGAUUGCAGUUUGUGUGGAUGCUGUGUAGAUGUAUGGCCUUCUACUCCUUCCAUUUGCUUGGUGCAUAUAUUUUUAUGUUGUAUUCUAUUUUGUAUUAAUAGUACUAUAUAUACUCAUUAUUUAAUGGGAGUUGUUUACAAACACUGAAUUAGAUUUUGAGCUUCGAGCUCAUUGUGAUUGUAAUGACUCAGAAUGAAUAGUGAUCCAAUUGGAUUCAAUAGUAAAUUUUUGGUUCAUUCAAA